UUCACUACCCAAUUUUCGUUGUCCCUUUCUCCUUCUCAAAAGAGCUACAAACCUUCAAUGGCAGAAGAAGCCAACCACAGCAUUGACAGCAACAAUGUCCAAGAGCUUCCAAAAGUGGUUGUUCUUGGUCUUGCAAAAUGCUUCUCAAUCCUUGAACAAAAAUUCUCUAACAAGUUCCAUUUCCUCAACUCCAAAGCCUCAGGUUUUUUCCCACUGCAACAAUUCCUCAUUGAUCACAACCACCAAUCUUCAUCCAUUCAAGCCAUACUCUGCAGCGCCUCCGCUUCCGUCAACGUCGACGUCCUCCGCCUCUUUCCGUCGCUCGGCCUAGUUGUUACCACCAGCGCCGGAACUGAUCACAUAGACUUGAAAGAGUGCCGCCGCCGGGGAAUUCAGGUUGCCGGCGCCGGAGAGUUGUUCUCGGAGGAUGUUGCUGACAUGGCGGUGGCUUUAUUGAUCGACGUAAUGAGGAAAAUUUCUGAAGCGGAUCGGUAUAUGAAAACAUUGAAUCACUCUGGUCCUUGGGAUUUUCCUCUUGGCUCCAAGUUAUCAGGUAAGCGAGUUGGGAUUGUUGGAUUGGGAAGUAUUGGCAUAGAAGUUGCCAAGAGGCUCGAGUGUUUUGGUUGCAUUAUUUUAUAUCACUCUAGGCAUAAAAAAACAGCUGUUUCUUACCCUUUCUAUUCAAGUGUUGUUGAGCUUGCGAAUAGUAGCAACGCACUUGUGGUUUGUUGUGCACUGAAUGAGCAAACAAAACAUAUAAUUAACAGGGAAGUCAUGUCGGCAUUAGGAAAAGGAGGAUUCAUUGUGAAUGUUGGAAGAGGGGGUCUUAUUGAUGAAAAGCAAUUGGUGAAGUGUUUGAUGGAAGGUGAAAUUGGUGGUGCUGGUUUGGAUGUGUUUGAGAAUGAGCCUCAUGUUCCUCAAGAGCUAUUUGCAAUGAAUAAUGUGGUUUUGUCUCCACAUGCAGCUGUUUUUACUGAAGAAUCUCCAAUGAAUUUGUGUAAACUUCUGGGAGAGAAUUUAGAAGCCUUCUUCUCAAAUAAGCCCCUAAUUACUCCAGUGAUGUUGGAUGAAUAAUAACUGAUUCUCUUGAUAGCUUAGUAUCAUGUAAUGCAACUUAUCUUAUCCCUGCAAUGAUUCUUAAAUUGUUAAUGACCAUUGUUCUAUCGUUCUAAAGAUGUGAUGCAAUUUUAUCUUAUCUAAUGACAUGAUUUGUA
Messenger RNA from Gastrolobium bilobum, 1214 nucleotides. RefSeq names its product glyoxylate/hydroxypyruvate reductase HPR3-like. Gene Ontology annotation, molecular function: hydroxypyruvate reductase [NAD(P)H] activity; glyoxylate reductase (NADPH) activity; NAD binding. The record is from RefSeq and is a predicted model, not a curated record. Gene Ontology annotation, cellular component: cytosol. Bases 58 to 1074 code for a protein of 338 amino acids. Lineage: Eukaryota; Viridiplantae; Streptophyta; Magnoliopsida; Fabales; Fabaceae. The transcript is spliced from 2 exons.